Messenger RNA from Cylindrotheca closterium, 867 nucleotides. NCBI's taxonomy places the organism in Eukaryota, Bacillariophyta, Bacillariophyceae, Bacillariales, Bacillariaceae. The record is from the annotation of a GenBank genome assembly.
AUGUUCAAACGUUUUGAAUUGACUGAAGCCGAACGCAAAAGCUCUGUGAGGCCAAUCAAGCCCAGCUCCGAAGAGACUGUCACUAGCGCUACGUACAGUAGUUGCACAAGUCUCGAGGAGGAUCAUUUCAGUUAUGUCUCAGCCAUUACUAUGGAUGAUGAAUUUGGUGUUUCUGAUCGAUUCACAAUAUCCGAUCGCUAUCAGUAUCGACUGGACCCUAGACUGCAUUCUCUAAAGGAGCAGAAACGGUCGUCUGAUCCUGAAAUGGAAGAAGAGCAGGCGAAACGCCAAAUUCUUCCUGUUACAAAUAUGAAUCGGUUCUCCAGCGUAGCCGAAGCAGCAGAUACAAAGCUCUGCGCUGCGCCCCGACGAAGGUUAUCGAUGAGCUACCGAUCAGCAUACUCGAAAUCAUAUGAUUCUUUGGACAGCACCUGCGGUAAUGGAGAGUCCGCUUCCAGCAUCUUGACACGAAGUGCCCGAAGCGGCUCCGUUGACAGUUGCUUGUCAUCCGCCUCAACUGAUUUGGACUAUCGAAAUUCCCAGCAGUGGCAUAACAGCACUUUCUUCUUGAGCGAAGAUAAUCUGGAUCUUGGCAUUAGCGAACGAUUUGACGAGAAUGAAGAGAACGAUGUAUCGCAUAGUUCGUACGAAGAGCCCUUGCAUGAAGAACUUGAAUACGAUUUACCCCUAGGAGGCGAGAGCGAGAGCAAGCUACCUAUCUCUCACCACGAAGACACAGCACCGCGCCGCAAUUACCGCAGGCACGGCAAGUGCAACCCUCCGGUCUAUGGCUACAGCCGAAGUGGAAUCUCGUCACAGUCUUUGGACCUGCUCGAUGUCUUUGGAGAUCAAGGUAGAAGGCAUUAG